GCCCACUUCACAGGGCUUCAUUUUUGAGUAGAGCCUUUUCUAAUUGAAAAUACCCAAUCAUUUCAUUUAUUUGAUACCCCUUUGGCAGCGUUCUCCUCACCAAACUCCAGCGAUAUGGAUAUGGAUCCAGAAGCCGCCAUCAGCAACGCAAGCAGUGAGAAGACAAAGGUCGAGGAGCCGGAGACUUCUAACGAUGCUACUCUGCAAAGGCCGUCCGACGAGAGUAAUGCACAAAUCCAAAAUGGAGGACCUGAAUUGAUGGACGCUGCGGAUGCAGCCCCAAUGCCGACAAUCAGUACUCAAGUCAAAGAAGAAGGCGCAGAACCUGGAGCAGAGUCCGAACAGACCCCUCACAUAGCCGCGGAGGAAGAACACGUCGAGGAAGAACAUGUCGGGGAAGAACAUGCCGAGGAAGAACACCCAGAAUGGGAAAUCGACUCGUCUCCAAUCGUAUCAUCCUCUGACGACUCCAGUGACGACAGCUCGUCCGAGGAAACUGAUGAGGAAGGCGAGAAUUCGUACAAGUUCUUAAGCCCCGAAGAACAAGCUAGGAUAUUGAUGCUCGGUGAUGGAGGCUCAGAUGAUGAAGACGGUGGUAACAAGGGAGCGAAGAAUGCCGGCAGCCAAUUAAGAACAAAGAAUGAGAUUCCUGAAGAAGUUAUACCGAAGCCCGAUGUUACGAUCACGCCAGAAAUGCCGAUUGAAGAACUAGGAGAUGUCGAGGCAAUUGUCGAGAAUACUCUCCUCAUAAAGGCCAAAACGUCAGGUGAAUACAGAGUGUUGGAGAGCGGUUCAGUAUUAUGUCUGGCCGAUAGGAGUGUCAUAGGAGCGGUAGCAGAGACACUUGGACGAGUCCAGCAGCCAUUAUAUUCUGUCCGAUUCACAAAUAUGGGCGAAAUCACAGAAGCGGGUUUAGCAGUAGGGACGAAGGUGUUCUACUCAGAGCAGCACUCAACAUAUGUCUUCACGCAAUCCCUGAAGGCGUAUAAAGGAUCUGAUGCUUCGAAUAUGCAUGAUGAAGAAGUGGGCGAGGAAGAAGUGGAAUUCUCGGACGAUGAAGCAGAAAUGGAGCAUAAGCGCAAACUGAAGCAAAGGAAGGCCGAGAAGCGGGGUGGAAAGAUGCAGCAUAAUGGAGGAUCGAAUCGCGGUGGUCACCCACUGAGGCAGGAGCAAAAAUAUUCUAAUGCAGGAACAGGAUUGGAAUAUGAUGAUGGGGAAGAUGAGGGCCCCUACAAGCCACUUGCACGGCCAUCCGGAUUUGCUGAUACUGUUGGUCGGGGUGAGGCUCCGCAAGAGGGUACGUACUCGGGGGAGAACGAUAGAUCGAAUUUUGCUAGCUGGAACGGCGAUCAAUUCAGAGGCAGAGGAAGGGGGGAUAGAGGCAGGGCCCGAGGAGAUCAGGGGCGAGGGGGCGACCGCGGGCGAGGUAGAGGAGGCUUUCACGACCGUCGGGGUGAUAAUAAUGGGUAUUCAUUGCCACCUCAAAGUCACCAGAAUGGUUACUAUGCACAGCCAGGCGGUCCUUUCUCCCAAACACCACUACCAAACUUUCAAGCAGGAUACGCUCACUCACAGCACGCACCCCCCAACCCCACCAACUUCAACAGCAUGCCUCAAAACGAGUACUCGCCUCAACAACCAUUACUGUGGCCUCAACUUCCUCAACCGCACCCCUAUCAACAACCAUACCAGCAAGCCUUCCAAAACAUGCAAGGUGGCAUGCAAGGCUGGCCGAAUAUGCCUUCAACUGCCCCUUUAGCAUCUGGAGCGUUUAUAAAUCCUGCCUUCUUCAAUGGUAUGCAACCGGCCGGUGCAAACCAAUUCAACCAACAAGGACAACAGAGGCAGCAAGGAAAUGGAGAUCCCCCGAGAUGAUAAACUGUAUGUCUAUGUGUACAUCUCUAUACUGGAAGAGAGUUCCGUCAAAAGGACGGGCUUACAACUACCCAAAAAACUUGAUGCAUCAGUG
Messenger RNA from Amorphotheca resinae ATCC 22711, 1969 nucleotides. RefSeq lists its product as hypothetical. Gene Ontology annotation, biological process: pseudouridine synthesis; box H/ACA snoRNP assembly; ribosome biogenesis. Gene Ontology annotation, molecular function: RNA binding. The transcript has a single exon. The record is from RefSeq and is a predicted model, not a curated record. Gene Ontology annotation, cellular component: sno(s)RNA-containing ribonucleoprotein complex. The coding region runs from base 115 to 1875 and encodes 586 amino acids. NCBI's taxonomy places the organism in Eukaryota, Fungi, Ascomycota, Leotiomycetes, Helotiales, Amorphothecaceae.